GGCCAGGGCACGUUCGGGACUGUAUACAAGGGCCGCUGCAGACGCACGGGCCAAACUGUGGCGCUCAAGGUUUCACGCCGCCAAGGCGACACGAGCGUUCUCCGCGAGAUGAAUAUCUUACAGAGAUUUCUGCACGACAACGUCGUUCGCCUUUGCGAUAUCAUUGACCCCGAGAAUAAGCCUACCCUCGUUCUUGAGUUCUGCGCCAGUGACCUCCGGAAGUACAUGCGUCAAUACGGAAAGCAGGGCGCGCUCGAUCAGGACGCUGCUCUCGCGGUCAUGCAUCAGCUUUUAGGGGGAACCGCUUUUUGCCACAGAAACGGGAUCAUGCACCGAGAUCUCAAGCCAGAAAACCUGCUCGUGGAUUCAGAGGGCACAGUCAAGUUGGCUGACUUCGGCUCCGCGCGCAAGAUCGGUGGUCCUGGGACUAUGUAUACGCCCGUCGGCACAACGCUGUGGUAUCGUGCGCCGGAGAUACUGCUAGGAGCACAGACGCACAACGAGCUGGUGGAUGAAUGGUCCUGUGGGUGCAUCUUUGCGGAAAUGAUUCAGGGACAUGCAUUAUUCCGAGGGCAAGACGAUGAAGAUCAGAUGAUUUGCAUCAUGCGUGACUUCGGGACCCCGAUGCCAGAACAGCUGCAGGAGAUGCGACCCGAAAUUCGCGAGCAGUCAGUAUCAUCUACUGCUUACCGGGGACGCCCCCUGGGGCAAAUCGUGCCCAAGGCAAAGCCGCAAUCCUCCGAGCUGCUUCGAUACCUUUUGAAGUUCAACCCGGCUAAACGCGUCACCGCCGACAACGCCCUCCGACACCCAUACUUCACACCUGCGCGCGCUCCUCCAAAUACGCCACUGCGUAUCGGAGGGCACCGUCUCAAAGCAUGCCCACGUACCGGAGGUCGCAAGCUCAAUACACGCCCGCGCACGCCAGGGCACCUCCUCAAUACGUGCCCGCGUACCCAAGGGCGCCUGCCCAGCACAUGCGCGCGCCUUCGAGGGCUCCGCCAGCCUACGCGGACCGGUCUCCAUAUGUUCAAGUAUGGUCUCAGGUGCAGUGCUGGGACGGUCAUCGGUACUGGCAGGCGCAGCAGUAUCAGCGAUACGGCUGCGGUUAAUUUCAACAAUCUAGGCGGUGAGACUGGUUGGUGGGGACAUUCGUCAAGGUAG
This is a messenger RNA of Schizophyllum commune H4-8, 1164 nucleotides long. RefSeq names its product kinase-like protein. Lineage: Eukaryota; Fungi; Basidiomycota; Agaricomycetes; Agaricales; Schizophyllaceae. Gene Ontology annotation, cellular component: nucleus; cytoplasm. Gene Ontology annotation, biological process: protein phosphorylation. The record is from RefSeq and is a predicted model, not a curated record. The annotation marks the transcript as partial. Gene Ontology annotation, molecular function: ATP binding; cyclin-dependent protein serine/threonine kinase activity. The transcript has 5 exons.